Messenger RNA from Ipomoea triloba (trilobed morning glory), 1212 nucleotides. RefSeq names its product chlorophyllase-2, chloroplastic-like. Gene Ontology annotation, biological process: chlorophyll catabolic process. Bases 241 to 1191 code for a protein of 316 amino acids. NCBI's taxonomy places the organism in Eukaryota, Viridiplantae, Streptophyta, Magnoliopsida, Solanales, Convolvulaceae. The record is from RefSeq and is a predicted model, not a curated record. The transcript has 3 exons. Gene Ontology annotation, molecular function: chlorophyllase activity.
AAAGAACCAAAAUGUACUUAUGCUUGAAAACAAAACAUAAGUAUUCGUGAUGCAAAUCUGUAUUGUCUGCAGAACAAAGCGUCUGCUAGAAAACAAAGCUUGAAAACAACCUUAGCAGCCCACGUUUUUCAUUGGGUUGCUUCACUUGCUUGUGGGUAGAGUAUAUUCACCAAACAGCCUAUAGUUCAUCCCUAACAGAGGGACUCAGAGAGAAUUAUAGGCUUGAAAGACUCAUCUGCCAUGGCUGUAACUUCCUCUUCAUCUGCUGUUACCAGUGUUUUUGUUGUUGGAAAAUACCCAACUCAGUUGCUCACCGUCGAACCCGACAAAGCAGCUUCAAAUGCUCCCCCAAAGCCACUCUUAAUCGCCACCCCUACAGAAACCGGUGACUUUCCAGUGCUGAUGCUUUUUCAUGGCUAUAUGUUUCUGAAUUCCUUCUACUCGCAGCUCAUUCAACACAUAGCUUCUCAUGGUUUCAUUGUCGUUGCUCCGCAGUUAUAUCUCCUAGUAGGCUGCCAUGCAACUGAAGAGAUAAAAUCCGCGGCCGAAGUCACGAACUGGCUAUCGGAAGGAUUAAGCAGUUUCCUCCCAUCUCAAGUCCACCCAGACCUGGAAAAGCUAGGGUUAGCCGGACACAGCCGGGGAGGCAAAGUAGCAUUCGCGCUAGCGCUGGGCAAAACGGCAACGACUGAUCUGAAAUUCUCAGCCAUAAUCGGCGUGGACCCUGUCGGCGGAACAUCCCCUAAUAUCCUCGACACCACUCCUGAUCACUUCGACCUUAACAUGCCGGCAAUGGUGAUCGGGUCGGGUUUGGGAGAGGUGAAGAGGAAUUUCUUGAGCUGCCCUUGCGCGCCCAAGGGGCGGAACCACGCGGCUUUCUACAACAAGUGUAACGCGCCGGCUUGUUACUUGGUGGCUAAAGACUAUGGGCACACGGACAUGCUGGACGAUGAUACGAGGGGGAGUUUGCGCGGGAAGCUGAGUUAUUGUAUGUGUAAGAAUGGGGCGGCUAGGGCGCCGAUGCGGGCGUUUGUGGGCGGCGCUGUGGUGGCGUUCUUGAGAGGGUUUUUGGAGAGUGAUAUGAAGGCUUUGAUGGGUAUUAUAGACCAGACUGAAACCGCACCUGUUGAGCUUCAGGCAGUGGAUUCCAAAGAUUUGAAUCUUGCAGAUAAACCAAUAAACCAUGUUUGAAGAAAGCAUAACAAAAAGCCA